Messenger RNA from Hypomesus transpacificus, 1900 nucleotides. RefSeq names its product repetitive organellar protein-like. The record is from RefSeq and is a predicted model, not a curated record. Bases 308 to 1342 code for a protein of 344 amino acids. Lineage: Eukaryota; Metazoa; Chordata; Actinopteri; Osmeriformes; Osmeridae. The transcript is spliced from 4 exons.
UAUAGAUCCGCCACUACCUAUGCACUAUAGGUUACUACCUAUGUAAAUAGUGCACGCCCUGGGAGAGUGCGAGGAGGAAGAAGAAACAAACGGCAGCUACAGGAGAGUGCGACCGACUUUGCAAACACGAGUCGGGUGCUGAGAAAAGGAAUACAACUAAAAAGAAGCAAGAAUUUCAUAAGUCGAUUCGAGGAUCGCUGGAUAAAUGUGUCAGCACGUCUUACAGAAAUGGGGUGGCCGCGUGCGCAGGAUAUGACUAUAUAGCUGUCGCGUGUUGAAAGUGAUUCUGGCGCGUUCAUCACCGUGUAUGUCAAUAAGCAGGGCCUCACCCCCUGCAACGGCUCUGGGUCUAGAUAUGAAUGAUUUGGACAAUCCCCAGCAAAUGAAUAUACGUCCAGAGCAGAGGGGUGGAGGCGAUGGGAUCAAGUGGAACCACGCUCUACUGGUUCUGCUGCUGGGGCUGGCGGCCUAUCGGUGGGUAUGGUCCAGUGCGUCCCGAAAGGAACUCCAGAUGAUGAAGAUCCAGUACGAGGAUAAGAUCAUGGGCGUCCGGGCUGAGUACGAGGUUGAGAUCAUGGGCGUCCGGGCUGAGUACGAGGUUGAGAUCAUGGGCGUCCGGGCGGAGUACGAGGAUAAGAUCAUGGGCGUCCAGGCUGAGUACGAGGAUAACAUCAUGGGCGUCCAGGCUGAGUACGAGGAUAACAUCAUGGGCGUCCGGGCUGAGUACGAGGAUGAGAUCAUGGGCGUCCGGGCUGAGUACAAGGAUAAGAUCAUGGGCGUCCAGGCUGAGUACGAGGAUGAGAUCACGGGCGUCCGGGCUGAGUACGAGGAUAACAUCAUGGGCGUCCAAGCUGAGUACGAGGAUGAGAUCACGGGCGUCCGGGCUGAGUACGAGGAUAAGAUCAUGGGCGUCCGGGCUGAGUACGAGGUUGAGAUCAUGGGCGUCCGGGCUGAGCUGGAGAAGAAGCACCUUGAGGAUAUGGUUUACCGCAAGGCCGUGGUCUCCCAGAUCCAGCAGCUCCGGGAGGAGAACCAGAGGCUGACGGUGCAGCAUGCCCUUGCAGUCCUGGAUACGGUGGAGGAGAGUCUGCUGAGACGGCAGGCGAUCUUCUGCAUCCUCUUCUCCUACGACUGGCAGCUGGACCUGGAGAGGGAGAUCAUGGAUCGGGUCGAGAGGGAGAGAGAGGCCCUGGCUGGGCUGGACAUAAAGAGGGGUCUGAAUGACAUCUUCAAAAAAGACGAUAGACAGUGUAUUUUGCCUGUAUUGUAUUCCGACCUGCUGAGGCAAUACAUGGAGAUCUGGAGGAAACGUGUGUCCCAGAACAAACCAGGGAAUAACUAAUCUGCUGAAUGUGCUGUUGCUUACUACAGCCACUGUUUGUUAUGAUAAGAGAGCAUAUUCCAUGUGUUUUUACAUUUUAUUACAAGAAAUGCAUUCCCAUGUGACAAAAUUCAUUACAAACAUGAAAUUGAUUUGCCAUAAGAAUUUUGUUAGAAGAAACUUUGUAAGCUGUAAUACAUAUAGACCUACUAUUUGUGUCUUUGGAUGAAUGUGUCUGUGCUAAAUAAAUGAAAUGUGAUUGCUGGUUAGGAAUAAGGACUGAAAAUCACCUGGAAAUAGGAUUGAGCACAACAAAUUAAGAUUUGAUUAAGUGUUCGAUCAUACAUCUCGAAAGUCUUUAAAGUAAAAAUGUAUAUAUUUCACCUAAUUUGUUCUCCCAAAGGACUAUCUGCAUUUUAUACAAUCCUUGCAUUUUUAUCAUCCAUAAAUUAUGUUUUUGUGCUGUCACUUGUAAUCCUAAGUAUGGACUUGGGGGUGUAAUGUGUAGGUUGCACACUAGAUGGCGCUUAAGAAACACAACUGAGAAAAACAGUGUCAAUGGGAACCAGAUAAGGAACA